Messenger RNA from Rubroshorea leprosula, 1386 nucleotides. The record is from the annotation of a GenBank genome assembly. NCBI's taxonomy places the organism in Eukaryota, Viridiplantae, Streptophyta, Magnoliopsida, Malvales, Dipterocarpaceae.
AUCAAACCUAGAGGAGGUCAAAAGAAUUAACAAGCAACGACAAGAAAAGCAAGGAGAGAACGGAACAAAACAGAACAAAGAAUAAUACUUUGGUAGAAAGUGUUGUUGUUAAAACUGCACCGAACCUGGUCAUCCCAUCAUGAUUCUUAUCUCAUCUCUAUCCCAUUAUAAGUUUUCAUUCCAUUCCAGAUUCUCCCUCAAUUCCUCCCUCUCUUCCCACUUCCUCACCCAAGAGACGCUCCUUCUGUAGUCUUCCGAUGAAAUUCGGGAAAGAGUUUAAGACCCAUCUGGAGGAGACACUGCCGGAGUGGAGGGACAAGUUCCUCUGUUACAAGCCCCUCAAGAAGCUCCUCAAAAGGCUACCUUCCAACCCUACUCCCGAUCCUCGCCCUCAAUUCGCUGACACCACCAAUACUUCUGCCGCUGUAUAUCCCCUUCCUCAUCAACAGGAUCACGGUGGUAGCCACCUCCGGAUUCCCUUGCAGGAUUGGUUUGUUAAAAUCCUAAAUGAAGAACUGGAAAAGUUCAACGAUUUUUACGUUGAUAAAGAGGAGGACUUUGUUAUUCGCUUUCAGGAGUUGAAGGAAAGAAUUCAGCAAGUGAAAGAUACCAGCGGCAGGGGUGGAGUUUUUACUUCAGAGAGUGAAUUUAGUGAAGAAAUGAUGGACAUGCGUAAGGACCUUGUUAUCAUUCAUGGGGAGAUGGUACUUCUCAAGAACUAUAGUGCUCUUAAUUUUGCAGGGCUUAUAAAAAUCUUGAAGAAAUAUGAUAAGAGAACUGGGGGAUUAUUGCGUCUACCUUUCACUCAAGUUGCACUUCAUCAGCCUUUCUUUACAACAGAGUCUCUCACAAGGCUAGUCCGGGAGUGUGAGGAAAAUCUGGAACUUCUUUUCCCAUUGGAGGCAGAAGUCAUUCAAUCCACUACUGCAGUACAAGGCGUGUCAAACUCAACUUCAAAUGUUUCAGUAGAUACUUCCUCAACUCUAGUAGGAGAGGAAACCAUGGAUGUAUAUCGCAGUACACUUGCCGCAAUAGAAGCUAUACGAGGCCUACAGAAGUCAAGUUCCACAUGCAAUCCAUUGUCUUUCUCUUCUCUCCUCAGGGGGCAGGAUAAUGAUAGUGAAGGUGCUUUAACAGCCGAAAACUCUGAUAUAAACUCUUCAGCUACUCAACAAAAUGAUAAGGAAGGAGACAAGGAAGAUGCCCAGUCUGUGAGCAAAAACCCUUAGAAUCUCAGUCUUGGUGCUUAAAUUGUGUUUUGAUUUUUCUUCUAAUAGCUGUGAACUGAAUAAUGUACUUGAAGCUGUGUUCACGAUCAAUUGCACAGUAUAUGAGCAAGAUCAAGAAUUGAGAUUGCCAUUUGGUUAAUAAAUUUUUACAUCCACU